AUGACACUUGAAGAACUUAGAGAAAGAUUGAUUGCAGAACGACGAAGAGAGGAUAAAGAGUGUGUGAAUUUGAUACGUCGGAAUGAUGACUUAAGAGAAGAGAAUCUCAGAUUACAAGCACAAAGAUCAAGAAGCGCUACGCGAUCAAGAUCAAGGACCAGCAGAAGUUCGUCAAGACAAAGUCAAUCUAAUCGAACAAAUGUUAGGCGAGAGCAAACAUUAGGUAAUAUUGAUGAGAACUUACAAGUAGACGAUAAUCUACAAGAACAACGCGAUGAGAGACGCACAAUAUAUGACCGAUAUGAGAAACCACGUGAGCACUGUCGCCGACAAGAAGAUCAAAGGAACAAUAGAUUUCAAGAUGCAGCCGAACGUCAUCAUCCUCACCGUGAAUCAGAUAAUGAUGAAGAAGAUGAUCCGGAACAAGAGAGAAUUAUACUACGUGGUAGACAAAUAUUAAGGGAUCAAUAUGAACGCGAAUAA
Molecule: messenger RNA, 483 nt
Organism: Papaver somniferum (opium poppy)
Lineage: Eukaryota; Viridiplantae; Streptophyta; Magnoliopsida; Ranunculales; Papaveraceae
Product: glutamic acid-rich protein-like
Exons: 1
Coding region: 1-483 (160 amino acids)
Source: RefSeq, a predicted model, not a curated record